Prunus armeniaca (apricot) is the source of this 291-nucleotide messenger RNA. NCBI's taxonomy places the organism in Eukaryota, Viridiplantae, Streptophyta, Magnoliopsida, Rosales, Rosaceae. The record is from the annotation of a GenBank genome assembly.
AUGGCAGGGUCUGGAGGUGGUGAGCUAAGAGCGCCGAUCUUUGGAGGUGAUAACUAUGAGUUCUGGAGAAUGAGAAUGAAAACCAUUUUCAAAUCUCAUGGGCUUUGGGAAUUGGUUGAGAAGGGAAUGGAGUGCUCAGAUUCGAAGGGAGCUGGCGAAUCUGAAGCAAAGAAGAAAGAAAAGGAAGAAUCGAGUGGUGCUGGGAAGAUGAUUGUCACCGAGCUACUCAUGAAGGAUGCUAAAGCUCUGGGUCUGAUUCAAGGAGCAAUGUCUGAUGAGAUCUUCCCCUGA